AUGCUGUCCCCCAGUUCUGAAUUUGACUUGAACAUUCGCCAGCAGCCCACUCGGGCGCGCGUGGCUGGUGGGAAAGAGAAAGAGCGCAAACCAGUGGACCCCCCACCGAUUGUGCAAAUCCGGGUAAGAGAGGAAGGCACUUAUCUCUCGCAACACUAUCUGCAAAGUCCCUAUUAUUUUAUGUGCUGCAGCUUGUAUGAUGGCUCGGACGACUCUCCAGUUGCUGUGUCCCCGUCCACAGCUUUGACGGGUACCUUGGUUUCGUCUCUUCAUCGGUUGAAGGACGUGGACAAUACCGAUGGGGGAUUCUUCGUCUUUGGGGAUUUGUCUGUGAAAGUGGAGGGCGACUUUCGGUUGAAAUUCACACUCUUCGAGAUGCGGCGGGACACGGUGCACUAUUUGAAGUCGACAAUUUCCGAGCGCUUCACUGUAUCGCCGCCUAAGAGCUUCCCGGGAAUGGCGGAGUCAACAUUCUUGUCCAGAUCUUUUGCAGAUCAAGGGGUGAAACUGAGGAUCCGAAAGGAACCCCGCACAUUAAUAAAACGGCCGGUCCCUCGUCCCGAGGAUUUCCCACAGCCACUUCCUCCUCGCUCCCCAGAACGGACGGCGAUUCAAAUGUCAGGAAAUGCGUUUGGUGGUUAUCAACCAACGGGGCGAGAGUACGGUUACUAUCCACCACCUGUCAAGCGGCAGCGCACGUCGAUCGACUAUGGCAGCCGAGCCGUGUACGAUGAUGGACGAAUGCGUCAAAUGGAAGCGUACCCGCAGGCUGCGACCAUGUACUCAAACCAACCCGGAUCUUAUGGCGCCAUGAUGCAGUAUCCCACAGGCCACACGGGGGUUCCUGAAUACGCGGUUCGUCAGCCUCAGCCCGUACCAACUCCCACGUCAUUUGACAGUCCAUCCACGGGUACAGUGACGUCUUCGGAGCUCGGGCUUCCUGGCUAUGCACCUGGCUUACACGGAGCGCAGAUUACAUACGGUAUCCCCUCGGCCCAAGUUUCCCCAAUGCAAGACCCGGCGAGCCAUAGCCGGAGUAGUCAACAGGCCACCAUGCAGUCUCUGGGAAUGGUGAAUCCGACAGGCAGCUCUACAAUUCUCCCACCUUUGCAGCGGAGAGGCAACUACCCCCAAGGGACUAAUGGUGCUGCUACGGCUCGGGGCUACUUUGAGCAGCCGUCGCAAGGAGCUACUCCUAUCUUACCCUCUCAACCUAUUGGCACAAAUGAAGCGGAUCGGUAUGGUUCAGCACCCGGUCAGACGGCUUUCGAUCACCCCGGUUCAUCCAAUGGGACCCCUCGAUAA
Messenger RNA from Aspergillus affinis, 1305 nucleotides. It is a transcript of the gene vosA, whose product is annotated as protein vosA. The transcript is spliced from 8 exons. NCBI's taxonomy places the organism in Eukaryota, Fungi, Ascomycota, Eurotiomycetes, Eurotiales, Aspergillaceae. The coding region runs from base 1 to 1305 and encodes 434 amino acids. The record is from RefSeq and is a predicted model, not a curated record.